AUGGUUGUAGCUGCUUCGAGGCUGAGUGCCGGCCUCUCGCGCAGUGUCGUGCCCGCCGCUCGCUCAGCGUCCAGAACAUGCAACAACCCACGGACGAGAGUAGCGGUACCGCUGAAACCACUUCAGAUUCGAUCACUGGCAUUUGCGAGCGAACACAAGACAUCCUCCAACAACAAGGGGCUUCCGCCGUCACCGUCACCGCCACCGUCACCGACACCGGAUCGCGAGAGACCAAAGGCCGCGCCAUCCAUAAAAGAGAAACUACCCGACCCAGAGCAGACGCCCUCUCGAUUCCGCGAAUUCGAUCUGCACGAUAAAGUCUUUGUCGUGACAGGUGGCGGUCAAGGGCUGGGUCUGGCACUGGCCGAAGCGCUGGUAGAAGCGGGCGGGAAAGUAUACUGCCUGGACAGACGCGCCGAGCCAGAAGAGGAAUUUCGGGUGGUCCAGGAGCGCCUGGGGCCGAAGUACGGAGGCGGACUGUUCUAUGACCAGGUCGACGUGCGGGAAGCCGGCAACCUGGACCGGGUGAUUGCUGAGAUCGCCGACCGGCACCACCGCAUGGACGGGCUGAUCGCCAACGCGGCGAUCCAGAACGUGACCCCGGCGCUGGAAUACACGCCCGAGAAGAUCAUGGACAUGCUCGACGUCAACUACAAGGGCGUGUACCGCUCCGCCGUUAGCACCGCGAAACAAAUGAUAAAGUACAACUGCAGCGGCUCGAUCCUGCUCGUCGCCAGCAUGAGCGGCCUCGUGGCGAACAAGGACUUUACCUCGUCCGUGUACAACUCGUCCAAGGCCGCCGUGUGUCAACUUGCGCGCAGUCUGGCCAUGGAAUGGGGCAAAGUCGUCAAUGGCCGACCGAUUCGAGUGAAUGCUUUGUCUCCAGGUAACAUAAUCACGCCCAUGGUCUUGAAGAAUUUCGAGGAUCAGCCUGGCCUAAGGGAGAAAUGGGAGAGUCAGAACCUGGUCGACUUUCUGAACCAAAAGAAUACAGAGGCGCUGCAUUAUUUUGUCUCAGCGAUGCUAGUUCCUUCAUGA
This is a messenger RNA of Exophiala spinifera, 1038 nucleotides long. RefSeq lists its product as uncharacterized. Gene Ontology annotation, cellular component: intracellular anatomical structure. The record is from RefSeq and is a predicted model, not a curated record. Gene Ontology annotation, molecular function: oxidoreductase activity, acting on NAD(P)H, oxygen as acceptor. Lineage: Eukaryota; Fungi; Ascomycota; Eurotiomycetes; Chaetothyriales; Herpotrichiellaceae. The coding region runs from base 1 to 1038 and encodes 345 amino acids. The transcript has 4 exons.